Messenger RNA from Mastomys coucha (southern multimammate mouse), 3739 nucleotides. It is a transcript of the gene Cbx2, whose product is annotated as chromobox 2. The transcript is spliced from 5 exons. The coding region runs from base 148 to 1710 and encodes 520 amino acids. The record is from RefSeq and is a predicted model, not a curated record. NCBI's taxonomy places the organism in Eukaryota, Metazoa, Chordata, Mammalia, Rodentia, Muridae. Gene Ontology annotation, biological process: negative regulation of transcription by RNA polymerase II. Gene Ontology annotation, cellular component: heterochromatin; PRC1 complex.
CCGGCGCGCCUAUUGGCCCGGCCCCUGCGGGUAGAGCAGCGCGGGCGACUCCGGCGCGCGUGCGCGGGGCGGGGCGCGGCGGGGGCGGCGCUUUGUGUGCAGCAGUGAGCCGGGGUCUGCGGGGCGCGGGCCGCGGCGGGCGGCGGCAUGGAGGAGCUGAGCAGCGUGGGCGAGCAGGUCUUCGCCGCCGAGUGCAUCCUGAGCAAGCGGCUCCGCAAGGGCAAGCUGGAGUACCUGGUCAAGUGGCGCGGCUGGUCCUCCAAACACAACAGCUGGGAGCCAGAAGAGAACAUCUUGGACCCGAGGCUGCUCCUGGCCUUCCAGAAGAAGGAGCAUGAGAAGGAGGUACAGAACCGGAAGAGAGGCAAGAGGCCCCGGGGCAGGCCGAGGAAACACACCGUCAUGUCCUCCUGCAGCCGGCGCUCCAAGCUCAAGGAACCAGAUGCACCCUCCAAGUCCAAAUCCAGCAGUUCAUCCUCUUCGUCCACAUCUUCCUCCUCUUCCUCAGACGAAGAAGAAGAUGACAGUGACCUAGAUUCCAAGAGGGGCCCCCGGGGCCGUGAAACCCACCCAGUGCCUCAGAAAAAAGCCCAGAUCCUGGUAGCCAAGCCAGAGCUGAAGGAUCCCAUUCGAAAGAAACGAGGGCGCAAGCCUCUACCCCCAGAACAGAAGGCAGCUCGGAGACCUGUGAGCCUGGCCAAGGUGCUAAAGACCGCCAGGAAGGAUCUGGGGGCCUCAGCCGCCAAGCUGCCCCCUCCGCUCAGUGCUCCUGUGGCAGGCCUGGCUGCCCUGAAAGCCCACACCAAAGAGUCCUGUGGUGGCCCCAGCACUAUGGCGACCCCAGAGAACCUGGCCAGUCUGAUGAAAGGCAUGGCCGGGAGCCCCAACCGAGGUGGCAUCUGGCAGAGCUCUAUCGUACAAUACAUGAACCGCAUGAGCCAGAGUCAGGCUCAGGCUGCCGGCCGACUGGCAUUCAAGGCCCAGGCUGCCAACAAGUGCAGUCUCGGGCUAGACCUGAAAGUGAGGACGCAGAAAGGGGAGCUAGGGGUGAGCCCCACAGGAAGCAAGGCCCCGAAAGCCCCCGGCGGCGGUGGAGCUGCAGAGCUGCAGAGAGGGAACGAUUCGGGGAACCCAGGUUCGCAGCUGGCACCCACUCAGGAGUUGAGCCUUCAGGUCCUUGACUUACAGAGCAUCAAGAACGGUGUGCCUGGUGUGGGCCUGCUCGCUCGCCAUGCCACAGCCAAGGCUAUUCCUGCUACCAACCCAGCCACAGGGAAAGGUCCCGGGAGUGGCCCCACAGGAGUAAACGUGACCAACACUCCCACAGACAACAACAAAGGGGAAAAACUGGCUUGCAAAACAACGGCUCUGCCUACCCCUUCUGUCAAGAGGGACACCGUUAAAAGCGUUGCUGCCUCCUCCGGUGGGCAGGAGGGCCACGCAGCCCCCGGAGAAGGUCGAAAGCCACUUGCGCUGUCUGAGAUGAGCACAGGAGAGGAGAAUAGUAGUUCUGACUCGGACCCAGACUCAUCCUCGCUUCCCAGUGCUGGGCAGAACCUGUCUGUAGCUAUCCAGACCAGCCAGGACUGGAAACCUACCCGCAGUCUCAUCGAGCACGUCUUUGUCACGGAUGUCACGGCCAACCUCAUCACCGUCACCGUGAAGGAGUCUCCCACCAGUGUGGGCUUCUUCAACUUGAGGCAUUAUUGAGACCGUUGCCCAAGCCAGACCAACCUUCCACUCUGGUUUUGCUUUGAUGCCUGACCUGGGGGCCAACUCUGUCCUGUCCUGAGACUCAGGGCUGGGAAAUGGCUGCCUGCUGAUUCUACCUCUCUGGGCCUCCGCUUCAGUCUGUCUUGUCACCUAAGGAAAGCCGGGUGGCCACUGACUCAAGCUGCCUGCUUGGACAUAGCAUCCUUUCUACACAUCCCUCCUUAACCUAGAGAGACCCUCCCCUCCCUGCCUGACUGCUGUGAGGUGGAUCAGGGGAGGGGCCGCUGAUACAGCUCCCUCCCCAGGCCAGUGAGGAGAAGGGUGGGGCUGGUAGGACCUUCUCCCAAGUCCACCCACAACAGGGCCGUGCUUGCAAGUAAGGCUAUAGCUUCAUUUUUUAAAAGGCUAAUUAGUUGUGAGGUCAGGCUCGGGGACCCUGCGGAACUCUUCAGUCUCUACCCCUGGUGGGGUGUCCCUCUACCUGUGGUUGUAAUCCCAAAGCCCAGCCAGGGUUUGGGGUCCCGGCACUAAGGUGUACCUGGGUGCUACUGGACUUGGGGACAGAGAGAGUCAUGCCCUAAUUGCCUCCUUCCUGCAAGCAGGCUCAAGCCCCAGUGAGAAGCGACCCUGUUCCCCUCCGGAUCCAGACCCAUACCCCUGUUUGGCCCACUAACUUGCGCCCUAGUUCUGAGGUCUGACACUCCUGGACUUAGGGGAGGAACAAGCUAGAAACCCAGAGUUGGCUGAGGUAGGAGCUUGGAGUCCUGGGCAAGCAGUUUUCCCCACGAGUUGGAGUUUUAUUACUAGGACCCAUAAGUUACUGCGGUAGCUCCAGUGUGGGAAUGCAGGUGUUUAUGGGGCCUGUCACCCUGCUGCCUGUCUAGACAUCUCUAGACUACUGUCUAAGCAUUUUCUGUAGUCAGUCCUGGUGCAGAGCCUUGCCUGGUGAGUGGGCCACGCUGGGGUCCUGUUUUCCCUGACAAUCCUCUCUCACAUUUGGGAGCUUGUGUUUCCUCCCUCGCUGAGAAGCAAUAUCCCCAUGCAUUUGUGUGGUGGGGUAGUUUAGCAGCCCUCCUGGCAGGGGGGCCCUAAUUCCUUCCCCAUCUUAGGAGAGAAGUUCUGAGCCCCUUUCUAGAUGCCUUCUCCCCUGUUCCCCAUCCCAGGUAACUGUCUUGAAACUACCUUGUCAGAUUGCUGGCCAAUGUCAGGAUUUUUUGUCCUGGGAUAUCACCGCGGGCCUUGACAAUCUGGUCAGUGAGUCUGUGAUGCCAAAAAGUGGAGGUGGUAUGAAACCCUUGUUUCCAAUUCUGCCAUUGAUCAGCCAGCAGGUGUGAGCUCUUCACUCUAGUUGCCUUGAAGGGAAGCAUUUCUCCUCCUAAAACCAGCCAGAUAGUGGGCUGUGGUGUCUGGGACCUGCCACGCUUUCAAAGUGCACCCCACCCCACCCCAGUAGCUCACUCUGCACACCAAAUAAGAUGGUCUUUGUAUAACCAAACUGACCUCAACGCUGUGCCUUUUGGAACAGACCCAUCUCCAUGGCUCUUGAGAGAUGCCUGUGAUGUGCCAGGGGCCCUUGUGACUGGCAGCAGGAGCUGCCUACAGGGAAGAAUUCAGGGCCAGGAAAUGGGUAACAAGGGGGAAGGGUUGCCUACUGGGCCAUCAGCUUCCCUCCCUGCCCUCAGCCAGGGUCUGCAGCUUUUGUGCCAGACACUGCCUUACAGACACCUCCAUGCCUUUGGGGGUCUGGGUUGACUGGCCUUUGUCUCCUGCUGCUGGUCUCCAAGCCCCGAUUUGGUGCCUUUUGUUUUACUGGUUACGUCAGUCCCAAAAUUGAAAUCUACACAUCCUUUCCUCUCAGCCACUUUGCCUUCUUGUGUGUUUUUCCUGGUGCUGUGACCCCGGGGGGGUCUGUGUUAUAAAGCACAUGUAUGUAGUGCGCCAGCACGAGAACCCACUGGAGCAGCACCAUACGCUCUGAGUCAAGUUUUCGUGUUUACUGAAAAAUAAAGUAGUUGGUUUUUAUGUU